Messenger RNA from Thelazia callipaeda (thelaziosis nematode), 4626 nucleotides. The record is from the annotation of a GenBank genome assembly. NCBI's taxonomy places the organism in Eukaryota, Metazoa, Nematoda, Chromadorea, Rhabditida, Thelaziidae.
AUGGUACGAUCAGCUCCAACAAAUUCUUAUUUCACAAAUUCUCCUCUACAAUUUUCUUCAACGACUCGUUCAUCUUGUACUGAUUCAAACUAUCAUGGAGAGAACUUUUUGGGAAAGAUAAAUAGUUUUGAUGUACGUAGUAAAAGCCAUCGUAAUUCUGCUCAGUUUAACAAUCAGGAUCAACAGAAAUAUGCUAUUAAUACUUCAAUACCUACUGCAUAUCAAAUAUCAACUCAUACAACUUCUAUUGAAUCAAAUCCUCAUUAUUUACUGAAAAAGAAACUACUGUCAUCAUAUGAUUCUGUUGCACCUAAUAUUCAACGUCAAACUGAUGUACCAACUAAUACAUCUAUUUUUGACGGUUCCGCGCAAGGAAGUAACACUUAUAGUAAUUAUACUGAUGAAAACAUGAGUACGAUUUCAAGAAGAGCUAACUCUCUCAAUCAUAAAUUUUCAACUACUGGAUCAACGAUCAACUCAGCUGCUACACCGAAACCAGAAAAAGUGUCGAAAAUGACGAAUGACACCACUGCAACCUGCGAAAAUGGGCAAAUAAAUUCUAGAAUAACCAGAAAAAGUAAUUAUUCUUCUCAUAUACACAAGGAGAACAGGUCAACAGUGCAUGAGAAUAUGGCGUUUCAGAAGGAAAACAUUUUGGAUAAAUCAGAACAAAAUAUGACUCGUCGAACUACUUACAAUAAUUAUAAACGAUCACAUGCUGAAAAUAACUGGAAACAAGUAUCACUACCUCAUCAAACUACUUUUGGAAUAUUUAAAAACUCAGCUCAGACUGAUUUAGUAGACUCUAUGAAUUAUGGUAACUCAACAAAAGGAAUCAUAGGUACUACAUUUCCAAUCAGUCCAGUUGAUUUAGAACAAGGCAAUGAUCGUUUUCACCAAAAUGUAUUAAUAUCAGAUGAACAUAACAUUUUGCCAAUACAAGAAGGUGUUAUAAGUCAAGCUUAUACUUUGUCUUAUGAAAUACCAAUGGUAUCAAUUCCAAGAAAACUUUCUAAAGAAUUUGAUACAAAUAAUUUUCGUAAGUCUAAAAUAGGUAAAUCAUCAGAACAUGAAUUUAUGAAGCGUCUUCUACAAGCUCAUCAUAUCGUUGAUGAAUUACUCAGAUCCAGAGGUUUGAAACCCGAAGAUGAAUUAAAAUAUUUGCAAAAGUUGACUCAAAAACAAGAUUGGAAGUUAAAAGUAGAAGAGGAACAAUGCACAUCAAGUGCUCUUGAAUAUAAAGGAUCUAAAAAUAUUAAUGACAGUCUCGAGAACUUAGAAGAUUCCCAGCAAGACUGCACAUCUGAUUCUGGGUUUUCUAUGGAUGCUGAUUCAGAAAAUGAUUUACGAUGCAGUCCAAAAUUAGAAAAUCAGAAUUCCCAAGAAUUUGGGAGUAAAAGCUCAUUGCCCGCAAAUAAUUUUGAAGCACUUUGUACAGAAACUGUUGAAAUUGAUGUAUUUGAGAAAAAUGCACGUGAAAACGUACAUUUAAAAGCGAUUAUUGAAAAACCACAGAGGUGCUGGCAGUAUGCGUAUACAAAAAAAAUACAACUUCACCAAAACAAAGUAUCUCAUCGUAGUAAAAGUCGCAGUAUUCAAAAACAUUCCAAAAAAACUGUCAAGCAGGCAGAAAAUGCGAAGAAGGAAAAUUCGGAUAAAACAGGUACUACUCUAGUUUCAGCUGAAAGUCAAAAAUCACAUCAAUAUGGAGAUUUUGCAAAAAUACAAGCACAUAGAGAAGAAACAAAACCAUGUCAAAAAAUGAUUUCUUUGAGAGUUAACGGACGAGAGGCUAAUAAACUUAGUGAGAUAGUAAAUGUGCGCUUUUGUUUUGUAAAUUACUCGCAAAUAGCUGAAGAAGUAACAGUUUUCUUGCCAUUAGCACGACAUACAGGUGCUACAAAGAGUGUUGCUUGUUUCGUCAAAAAAUCUUCAACUAAAAAAGAUGAGAAAAUGAAAUCAGAGUGUCAAGAAAAUGAAGAAUCGUUGAAUGUUAGAUUAAUCAGAGCAACAGGAAAAUUGCCAAUGUAUAGUCGAAGAUUAGCGAUACCAUUUCCAGAGUUGGAAAAUAUAUUGUCAAGAAAUUUUACAAAGUUAGAAUCAUUAGAAUCUAACGAAGAUGAAGGAACAAAGAAAACUAAAAUAAACAACAAUGGAUAUGUUCAAGAAGAGAUGAAAGCCGAAACAGACCUCAUAUUGGAUGCAUCUAAAAAAAAAUCGGCAAAGAAAAUGAAAGCAAUAGAAAGUACAAUUGAAGCAUUGACGGGGGCAAAAAAAAGCAAUGGAAGCUCUCAUUCAAAACAAAAAGUUGCUACAGAUUCUAAGCAACAGCAUUUGUACACAGUAAGUACAUCGCAAGUUUUAUCACGAUUACCAAAACUAUUUUUCAUAGAAGUAACAUCAUCAUUACCACUGAGAUCACAAACAAUAAAAUUAGUGCGAAAGAUAGUAAUUAAAUCGAUGGCAAAAGCUGACAGAUGUAAAAAAUUAGCAGCUGAGGAAUCAAAUAAAGAAACUUUCAUUCUGAAAAAAGCUCAUAAAGCGUUGCAAAACUAUACAACGGUGGUACCAAAACAUUAUCAAACAAUAUUACGUUCAACUAGUAUAAAUGAAAAUGAUGUACUGAAGAAAUUGGAUUGUAAAGAGGAUUCAGAUAUAAAACGAGCAAAAGAACAUUUAAGACGUAUCAAUUUUAAUCGAAAUGGGAAAAAGAUGGAAUCUCAAAAUUCAGUUGUUCGAAGAAAUAAUGAUAAGUCUGUAAAAUUAUCAGAUAAAAAAAUGAGAAAUUGUAAAUCUUCCACUGAUCCAAAGCAUCAAAUGUUAUCGGAAGUAAAAAAGUCAGAGAAUAUGAUAUCGCAAUCAAAGGUAGAAGAAAAUUUAGAAACAUUAAAAGUGUGUACUGCAUCUACACAAGAAAAAUGUCAAAGUAAUUGUCAAGAAAUUGAUGUAAAAAAGCAUAAUGAUAUUCUUGAACAAGAGUUAAUUAAUGAAUAUCGACGUACUCAAAGUAUUCCUAAGCCCCAGGCCAUCAUUCCAAUUUGGAAUGUGUAUGAUGAACGAGGACAAGCUGCUCUUAUUAUAAGAAAUCCACCAAAACUGCGUCUUGGCAAUCAAUCUAUAAUCCCACCAGCACCGCGUUUCAUUCGUGCUCGUACGCCAGCACCAAUUAAUGUUACUGUUAACGCGCCAAUUUCCCCUCCUUCAGUAACACAUCUACGUCACGUUACGCUAAAUCCUUUACCAGUUAUAACUUUACGAACAAAAGCCAGUUCUUUACCAAAUGCUAGAGAUAGUGUAGUUGUGGGGAACGGCUUGCAGCAGCAGUCACAUAGCAAUCCGUUUGGUGUUGUAUUAAAACGUGUCGAUCGUGUCUGGCUACAAAAAAGCAAAACAAAUGAUGCUCAAACACAGUUAGCCCCUAAAGCACCUCUGGUACCAAAAUGGCGGCAACCACAGCGCUCUGAGGAGGAAGAUGAAGACGAAGAAGAAGAAGUACAAGAAGAAGAAGAAGCAAAAACUGAAGAAAACACAAAAGUGGCGCCAUCCGUUGAAAUGGUCAAAGAAAGCAAAAGCAGUGUAAUUGAUAAUGAACAUGAGGAAAAACAAAUAUCCACGCGACUUUCAUCAAGACGACCAUCACAAGCUGUUAAUGAAAAAGACGACAAGGAUAUGACAGAGGCUGAAAAAGCAAUGAUGGAAGCAAAAAGGCGUCAAGAAGGAGAAGAAGCAGUAAAAUUGCAAAAAUAUGAAGAGAAACGACGCGUUGAACGUGAGCGAGAAGAAGAAGAGUUAAGAAAAUUGAAAGAAAAAAAAGAGCGAAGAAAAGUUGAACGUGAAGAAGAAGAACGUCAAUUUCAAGAAAAACUUCGCCAGGAAGAAGAAAGAAGGAAGCAAGAAGAGGAAGAGCGUAAAGCGAAAUUAGAAGCUGAAAAGCGUAAGAAAGAAGAAGAAAAAAGAAAACGUCAACAAAUGUUAUCAUCGCAAUUUGCAACUGCGAUGUCAGGUCAAACAGGACGUAAUUUUGUGAUUUCACAAAAGUCAGAUAAGGCAAAUAAAUUUGGUAACAUUGUACAAGCCAAACAAGAGAUGAGCAUGACUAAAGAGCAACAAGAGGAAGCUAGACGUAAUUAUUUGGUUUCUAUAAAACGUACUAUCGAAUUUGAAAAUCUUACUGCACCAGAAUUACGGGACAAAAUACGUCAUUUACAUCAACGUAUUUGUAAACUAGAAGCUGAUAAAUAUGAUUUGGAAAAACGACAUGAGCGUCAAGAAUAUGAUUUACGUGAACUCAAUGAGCGUCAACGUCAAGUAGCAAGGAACAAAGCACUUAAAAAAGGAAUCGAUCCAGCCGAUACGAAUUCUAAACAUCCGCCAAAAGUAUCGAUAGUAAGCAAAUACGAUCGACAGAUUGACCGAAGAAAUUUUAAAGAACGCAGAGCUAUGUUUGAAAAUAAAAAUGCAUAUCCAUGUUUUCCGAAUGUUCCUCCACCAGCAGCUAUUUACACCAAGGUGAUUCUCUCAGAGGAUAAGGAGAAUGAAGCAGAAGAUGAGGAUGAUGAAGAGGCUAUGGAGCAAGCAGAAGGAAGUGUAGCAAACGAAACCGAUAAUGAGAUGGAAGAUGAUUGA